AUCAUGAAAAAGUGGAUUUAUUUCAUUAAUUCCAUUUAGAAAGUCAAACUUGCAGAAUGUAUACAUUCAUUCCAAACAGACUGAUACAUUUAAAGUGUUUUUUGCCAAAAAGGAGAUGAUUAUAGCUGACAACCAAUGUUGUGACAGUUUGACCCCACACUUUCACAGUUUGAACUUUGGCUUCCUCUCAAACCAUGCACAUUUUUUUUUAGUCAGCUCUGCAUUUCUUUAUGUAGCUGAGCACACCUGCUUUGACUAAUUAGGCCUAAUUUGGGCCAAACCAUGUUUGUCAGGAGCUGGGUGUUGCUGAGGGACAUUUGAACCUGAAUACACUGUGGACAAAAAGUGACUGCUUUAACAAUGCAAAAGUACUAUGUGAAUACUUUUUAGACAUCUGAUGGUUACAUUUAUAAAAAGAAGUGUUUUCUUAAUUUCCCCUGUCAAAUUGGUCCCAGCUAGUGGGCGGGGCUAUGGGCUAUUUAAGUGGGGGAAAAUGCCAUUUUUCUGCCAGUCUGCUGCCUGUCACUGCCAGAGGAGGUUCUCUGUCCUGACCAAGAGUUUCUUGUCGUCAUACAUCAAACAACUACUGAGACGUCUGUGAAGAACAUCUUCACCCUGAGCAACAGAAGUGGAGCUUCAGGAUGCAGACGGAGGAGCCACAGCCCUCCCACAUUAAGAAGGAAAAGGAAUACCCACUGAUCCCCCAUUUUAAAGAGGAAGAAGAGGACCCACUGACACCACAAUUUAAAAAGGAAGCGGUGGAUCCACUGAGCCCUCGUAUUAAGGAUGAAGAGGAAGACCCACUGAGCCCUCACAUCAAAGAGGAAGAGGAGGAACACAGCAUCAGUCAGCAUGUAGAGCAUCUAGAAGGACUGGAGGAGGUUGAUGUCACCAAAAUGCCAGUGACUGGUGUCCCUGUGAAGAGUGAAGGUGAUGAGGUCAAAGGUGAGAGUGAGGAGAGGGGAGGGGGGGAGCCUCCAAGCAGCAGCUCAACUCAACACAUGACAACAGAAGCUGAUGGAGACCACUGUGGAGGAUCACAAGCAGACAAGCUCUUAGCUCCACUAUCAGAUAGUGAGGACACAACGUCACACUCUCCUGACACUGAUGAUGAAGACUCUAAAGAUGAUAAGACAUGUCACACUGACAACACACACUUCACAUGUUCUCUCUGUGACAAAACAUUUAAAGACCAUAGUAAUCUGAAAAGGCACAUGAGUACACACACUGGAGAUAAAACUUUUUCAUGUUCAAUUUGCGGUAAAGAUUUUACUAAUAGGCACGAUUUGAAAAUACACAUGAGAAUUCACACUGGAGAAAACCCUUAUUCCUGCUCAGAAUGUGGUAAAAGUUUUGGAAGAAAUCGGAGUUUAAAAGAACACAUUAGAACACACACAGGAGAAAAACCUUUCGAAUGUUCAAUCUGCGGUAAAGAUUUUACUCAUAUUCAACAUUUGAAAAGACACAUGAGAACACACACUGGUGAAAAACCUUUUUCAUGUUCGACCUGCGGUAAAAAGUUUACUCAAAAGCACCAUUUCAAAGCACACAUGAGAAUACACAGUGGAGAACAACCUUUUUCAUGCUCAAUCUGCGGUAAAGAUUUUAUGCAGAGGGACCAUUUCAAAAAACACAUGAAAACACACACUGAAAUACCAACUUGUUCAUGUUCAAUCUGCGGUAAAGAUUUUACUCGAAGGGACCAUUUCAAAAAACACAUGAGUACACACACUGGAGAAAAACCUUAUACGUGUUCAGUAUGUGGUAAAAGUUUUAUACAAAGACAGCAUUUGAAAAGACACAUGCUAACACACACCGGAGAAAAACCUUUUCCAUGUUCAAUCUGCGGUAAAGAUUUUACUCAUAAGCACGAUUUGAAAAGACACAUGAGAACACACUCUGGUGAAAAGCUUUAUGCAUGUUCAGUGUGUUGCAAAAGUUUUAUACAAAGCCAACAUUUGAAAAGACACAUGCUAACACACACAGGUGAGAAAGUGUUGAGUUGCAGUGUGUGUGGUGAAAGAUUCUCUUCUAAGUCCCAGUGUAAGAAACACAAGUGUGCUGGUGAGAACAGCAGCAGCAAAUGAAGAUGCAGGAUUUGAAAUAAACUGUCAAAACUUGAACUUUGACCUUCUAACAACAUCAGCACAUAGAUGAGAUAUUUUAGAUUAUUGCUUUUUUCAGUCAAGUACAUGUUUUAAUAUACAACAUUGUGUACUUGUAUUUAAAAAUGAACACAACACUUUGACUGUAAAAGUGAGAAUAAACAGGACAAAACAUGUUGCAAGUACUAUUUAUGUGUAUAGAGAUGUUAUAAAUCAUGGGUGUCAAAUUCUGGCCCAAAUUUGGCCCGCCGUGUAAUUUCAUUUGGCCCUUGAGGCAACAUCAAAAUAACACUGCAUUCACCACUGAUACUCGUACUUGCCAACCCUCACGAUUUUCCCGGGAGACUCCUAAAGUUCAGUGCCCCUCCCAAAAAUCUCCCUGGGCAACCAUUCUUCCGAACUUCUCCCGAUUUCCACCCGGACAACAAUAUUGGGGGCGUGCCUUGAAGGCACUGCCUUUAGCGUCCUCCGUAGCCUGUCGUCACGUCCGCUUUUCCACCAUACGAAAAAACGUGCCGGCCCAGUCACAUAAUACAUGCAGUUUUAACACACGCAAGUGAAUACAAACAUACUUGAUCAACAGCCAUAAGGGUCACACUGAGGGUGGCCUUAUAAACAACACUUAAAGGGGAACAUUAUCAGCAGACCUAUGUAAGCGUCAAUAUAUACCUUGAUGUUGCAGAAAAAAGACCAUGUAUUUUUUUAACCGAUUUCCGAACUCUAAACGGGUGAAUUUUGGCAAAUUAAACGCCUUUCUGUUUAUCGGUCUUUUAGCGAUGACGUCAGAACGUGACGUCAUCGAGGUAACACACCCGCCAUAUUCAUUUUCACAUUACAAACACCGGGUCUCAGCUCUGUUAUUUUCCGUUUUUUCGACUAUUUUUUGGAACCUUGCAGACAUCAUGCCUCGUCGGUGUGUUGUCGGAGGGUGUAACAACACUAACAGGGAGGGAUUCAAGUUGCACCACUGGCAAGAAAUCUGCCGCCAGACCCCCAUUGAAUGUACCAGAGUGUCUUCACAUUUGACCGGCGAUGCUAAGACAGACAUGGCACAGAGAUGUAUGGAUAACCUGCAGAUGAUUAAGUCAACGAAAUCACAAAGGUGAGUUUUGUUGAUGUUGUUGACUUAUGUGCUAAUCAGACACAUUUGGUCACGGCAUGACUGCCAGCUAAUCAAUGCUAACAUGCUACGCUAAUCGAUGCUAACAUGCUAUUUACGCUAGCUGUACGUACAUUUGAAACUAGAUACCCACAUUUAAUGCGAAACAAACACUUACCAAUCGACGGAUUUAAGUUGCUCCAGUGUCACAAGAUGCGAAAGUCCUGAUCGUUUGGUCCGCACAUUUUACCGGCGAUGCUAAUAAGGCAGCCAUGCUAUGGGUCACUUCAUUAGGUACACCCACGUUAUGGCCGAAUAGCGUCAAUAGCUAUUCGCUCAAUAGCUUCAAUUUCGUUUUCGCUAUCUGCCUCCAUACUCCGACCAUCUGUUUCAAUACAUGCGUAAUCUGUUGAAUCGCUUAAGCCGCUGAAAUCCGAGUCUGAAUCCGAGCUAAUGUCGCUAUAUCUUGCUGUGGUAACCGCCAUGUUGUUUGUAUUGGCAGCACUGUAUGACGUCACAGGGAAAUGGAAAGUGGUUUCGAAGACAGCGAAAAUAAGGCACUUUAAAGCUUUAUUUAGGGAUAUUCCGGGACCGGUAACAUUUUGAAAAAAACUUCAAAAAAUACAACAAGCCACUGGGAACUGAUUUUUAUUGUUUUUAUUGUUUUUAACCCUUUUGAAAUUGUGAUAAUGUUCCUCUUUAAGUAGCACCAGGGUCAAUUGGAAGCAGCUGUGCACGUCCCACAACUCCGCCCACAAGGGCAACACAGGGACUCUAGGAGGAAGGAGAAAUGUAAGAACAAGGUCAACUGCACCAAAAGAGGAAAACUGACUGUUGGAGCCAAAUUUCCUAAUUUGUUUAUAUUGUUUUAAUUUAGUUUUCUCUGAUUGAUCGCUGGCUUCAGUUCAUGCUGAGUUUACCUUUCGGCAGAUUGCUCCGCCCACUUCCUGUGGAGAACCAGGAAGUGUGGACAGGUAUGGGACUGUUGCUAUGGUGCGGUUGCCAUGGUAGCCUCCUUUAAUUGGGUUCAGCUGGGAAGACUUGCAUGGAGGACAAACAGUUUUGGAGCGUGUGGUGUGGUGUGUGGUCAGGUCUCGCUGCUGUGACAAUGUGCCAUUCAAGGUCAGCAUACAUCAUGUUCUAGAAGCUACAUUUCAUUUCAUUUUGAUAGCUUGGAAUAAAGGGAUUGUCAUAUCCAAACACA
Nerophis ophidion (straightnose pipefish) is the source of this 4408-nucleotide messenger RNA. RefSeq names its product gastrula zinc finger protein XlCGF28.1-like. Gene Ontology annotation, biological process: regulation of transcription by RNA polymerase II. Gene Ontology annotation, molecular function: RNA polymerase II cis-regulatory region sequence-specific DNA binding; DNA-binding transcription factor activity. The record is from RefSeq and is a predicted model, not a curated record. The coding region runs from base 642 to 2087 and encodes 481 amino acids. The transcript has 2 exons. Lineage: Eukaryota; Metazoa; Chordata; Actinopteri; Syngnathiformes; Syngnathidae.